Messenger RNA from Chelonoidis abingdonii (Abingdon island giant tortoise), 1959 nucleotides. RefSeq names its product BMX non-receptor tyrosine kinase (gene BMX). Lineage: Eukaryota; Metazoa; Chordata; Testudines; Testudinidae. Gene Ontology annotation, biological process: intracellular signal transduction; protein phosphorylation. Gene Ontology annotation, molecular function: protein kinase activity; protein binding; ATP binding. The record is from RefSeq and is a predicted model, not a curated record.
AUGGAGCAGGAAUCAAUUCUAGAGGAGCUUCUUUUAAAGAAGUCGCAACAGAAGAAAAAAAUUUCACCAAUUAAUUACAAAGAACGACUGUUUGUUCUCACGAAAACAAACCUCUCUUACUAUGAAUAUGACAAAGAGAAAAAAGGAAGCAAAAAAGGAUCAAUUGCCAUUAAGAAAAUUCGAUGUGUUGAGACAGUGAAUCAGGAGGAACAGGCACCUUUGGAGAGACAAUAUCCAUUUCAGAUUGUAUACAAGGAUGGUCUUCUCUACGUCUUUGCAGCAAAUGAAGAGAGCCGAAACCAGUGGUUGAAAGCUUUACAUAAAGAGAUUAAAGACAAUCCUGAUUUACUAAACAAGUAUCACAAAGAAUUCUUUACCAAGGGGAAGUUUCUCUGCUGCAACCAGGCAUGUAAAGCAGCCCCUGGAUGUACCAUCUGGGAGAAAUUUAUAGAUAUGAGUCUACCUAGCAGAACCAGCUCUAUGAAACCACUGCCUCCUGUCCCUGGGAAACUGCUGAAGCAUGACAGUCUGCCUCCAGUUCUAGCAUCUGGUAAAUCCUCGCUGAAGAUCACUGUGGCAGAGUAUGACUAUGAAGCCAAAGGAAACGCUGAUAUACAGCUUGUCAGGAACAGCAAGUAUUAUGUUCUGAAAGAAGAGGAUCCUGACUGGUGGCAAGUAAGAGACAUGGAAGGGAAUGAAGGCUUCGCACCAAGUCCCUAUCUGAAAGAGAUCUCCCUAGAUGAUGAUGAACCAGGGGGAAACACCGGUGGAAGCGACCAUUCAUCAGAAGACGAGGAGAGCAUCACUAAGCAUCAUUGGUACGCUGGUGAUAUCUCCAGGGCCCAGGCAGAGCAACUGCUACGACAGAAGGAGAAAGAAGGUGCUUUUAUGGUUCGAAAUUCAAGCCGAAUGGGCAAGUACACCGUGUCCGUAUUCAGCAAGGCUCUUGAAGAUAAAAAAGGAACUGUCAAACAUUACCAUGUGCACACAAACUACGAAAACAAAUAUUAUCUGGCUGAAAAUUACUGUUUUGAUUCAGUUCCCCAACUUAUUCACUAUCAUCAGCAUAACUCAGCAGGUAUGAUUACAAGGCUUCGGCAUGCUGUGACUACGAAAGCAAAUAAGGUCCCAUCCACAGCAUCCUUAGGAAAUGGGAUCUGCGAGCUGAAACGAGAGGAAAUCGUCCUGCUCAAGGAAUUAGGAAGUGGCCAGUUUGGAGUGGUACAGCUGGGAAAAUGGAAGGGAAAGUACGAUGUUGCCGUUAAGAUGAUUAAAGAAGGAUCAAUGUCAGAAGAUGAAUUCAUUGAGGAAGCUCACACCAUGAUGAAACUUAAUCAUCCCAAACUUGUUAAGCUCUAUGGAGUUUGCACAGAGACAUAUCCUAUCUAUAUAGUGGCAGAAUAUAUGGCUAAUGGCUGCUUGCUUAACUACUUGAGGAGUCGUGGAAAGGAACUGCAACCCUCUCAGCUGCUGGAAAUAUGUUAUGACAUUUGUGAAGCUAUGACUUUCUUAGAGAGCCAGCAGUUCAUUCAUCGAGACUUGUCUGCUAGAAACUGCUUGGUUGAUAGUGAUCUUACUGUGAAGGUGUCUGACUUCGGGAUGGCUAGGUAUGUUCUGGAUGACCUGUAUAUAAGUUCAUUAGGAACUAAGUUUCCAGUGAAGUGGUCAGCACCAGAAGUUUUUCAUUAUACCAAGUUUAGCAGCAAGUCGGAUGUAUGGGCCUUUGGGAUCUUAAUGUGGGAAGUGUUCACUUUGGGAAAGCAACCCUAUGAACUGUAUGAUAACUUACAAGUGAUUGAGAAGGUUUCUGAGGGAUAUCGUCUUUACCGACCACAACUGGCCUCAGAGACCGUCUACCAGUUAAUGUAUAGCUGCUGGCAUGAGCUUCCAGAAAAGCGCCCCACAUUUCAGCAACUCCUAUCAAUUAUUGAGCCACUCAGAGAAGAUGACAAGUCUUGA